GUGGAAGAUGAAGGAAAGUUAAACCCAACCAAAACGAAAACCAAAAGCAAAAACAGAAAAAGGAUCCAAACCAAAAGCGUGAACCCUCUUGUUCCAAUUCCAAACUCACAAAGAUCUUGUUUGUUAGCGCUUUAUGCUUAUAAAACCCAACCUGAAAAACUCAACAUUCCAUUUCUGCCGCCACUGUAAUUCCUCCUCCGUUCGGUCUCUUCUUCCACGUUCCCUCCGAUAACUGCACCUCCUUCCACUUCACCAGCUGGGGUUUUGUUUCUCUCACCUUUUCACUCUAAAACCUUCUUUUUGUUUUUCCUCAGAUCUUCACCUAUCUUAAACCCUGCUAUUUCCGCAGGGUUUUUUCUUCUUUAAACAAGCAUUUUUGUUUCUUACACGGAGUAUAUGUUCCAGUUGAUGAAUUGUGAAGUGUGACUUCAGCAUAUAGUUGUAUGAGCAUACAGCUGGGGAAGUUCGGAUACAAAUGGGGACCGUUGCACGCAGUUCUACUGGUAGAAAACCAAGUGAAAUUAUGAGGCUUAUUGUGACAACUUUUAUCGGAGUAGUUUUUGGCUUCUUUCUAGGAGUGUCAUUUCCCACAUUGUCAUUAACAAAGUUCAAUCUUCCAUCUGGCUUGCUUCCCUCAAUUGAUCUCUCUUACAUUGAAGACAGAUAUUCAGGUCGUCAAACUUGGUCUUUUCUGAGCAAUAAUAAUAAAAGAGCUUCGCCAAAUCACUUAUCAAAUGAUACAUCAAAGAUUUGGGUUCCAUCAAAUCCAAGAGGAGCCGAAAGUUUACCUCCUGGCAUUGUUGAAGCUGAGUCGGACUUUUACUUGCGUAGAUUGUGGGGCAAACCCAGUGAGGAUUUAACGUUCAAGCCAAAGUACCUUGUGACCUUCACUGUUGGCUAUGAUAUGAAAAACAAUAUUGAUGCAGCUGUGAAAAAGUUUUCAGAGAACUUCACCAUUCUUCUAUUUCAUUAUGAUGGCCGAACUAAUGAGUGGGAUGAGUUUGAAUGGUCGAAGAAGGCUAUUCAUGUGAGUACUCGCAAACAGACCAAAUGGUGGUAUGCUAAACGGUUUUUGCAUCCUGACAUCGUGGCUUCAUAUGACUAUAUAUUUAUAUGGGAUGAAGACCUGGGUGUUGAGCAUUUUAAUGCCGAAGAGUACUUAAAACUGGUGAAGAAGCAUGGCCUGGAGAUUUCACAGCCAGGUUUAGAACCUAAUAAAGGGUUAACAUGGCAAAUGACAAAGAGAAGAGGAGAUAAAGAAGUGCACAAAGUGACGGAGGAGAAACCAGGCUGGUGUUCUGACCCUCAUCUACCUCCUUGUGCAGCUUUUGUUGAGAUUAUGGCUCCAGUCUUCUCACGAGAAGCAUGGCGUUGUGUCUGGCACAUGAUUCAGAAUGACUUAGUCCAUGGGUGGGGUCUUGAUUUUGCUGUUAGAAGAUGCGUUCAGCCUGCACAUGAGAAGAUUGGAGUUGUUGAUGCUCAGUGGAUUGUUCACCAAGGUGUUCCCACACUAGGAAAUCAGGGUAAAACAGAAACCGGGAAAGCGCCAUGGCAGGGGGUGAGGGAGAGAUGUAGGAGGGAGUGGACCAUGUUCCAAAGUCGGUUAGCAAAUGCAGAACAUGCGUAUUUCAACUCUGUAACUAUUGUUAUGUCGAAUUCUACUGCUCAUUAGGAGACAAAUAUGGAAGUUUAACUUGUACACAGCUAUCGCCACGAUAUCCGUAGACUCCCACUCCCCUCCUUUUUACUGAGAUUUCUUCUUAUGUAACAUUUACAUGAAAUGAGAGUUCUAGCUAGGAACCAAACUUAAAUCCAAUGUAGAACUUAAGAGAUGAGGGUGAUAAAUUGAGGAAAGUUAAUAUUG
This is a messenger RNA of Lathyrus oleraceus (garden pea), 1864 nucleotides long. RefSeq lists its product as uncharacterized. The transcript is spliced from 15 exons. The record is from RefSeq and is a predicted model, not a curated record. Bases 476 to 1672 code for a protein of 398 amino acids. Lineage: Eukaryota; Viridiplantae; Streptophyta; Magnoliopsida; Fabales; Fabaceae.